Molecule: messenger RNA, 594 nt
Organism: Alternaria atra
Lineage: Eukaryota; Fungi; Ascomycota; Dothideomycetes; Pleosporales; Pleosporaceae
Exons: 3
Coding region: 1-594 (197 amino acids)
Biological process (GO): positive regulation of cytoplasmic translation
Cellular component (GO): cytoplasm
Molecular function (GO): mRNA binding; translation regulator activity; zinc ion binding
Source: RefSeq, a predicted model, not a curated record
AUGGACUCUUACCAAGCACCUGCUGCUGCUGCCGGUGCCGGUGGCCGUGGCUGCUACAACUGCGGAGACUCCUCUCACCGCGCUGCCGAGUGCCCUACCAAGGGUACCCCAACCUGCUACAACUGCGGCGAGAAGGGCCACGUUAGCCGUGAAUGCACCUCUCCCCAGGCUGAGAAGACCUGCUACCGCUGCGGUGGUACCGGCCACAUCUCGCGCGAGUGCACCAAGGACGGCGGUGCCCAGAUGGGUGGCCGUGGCGGCGGCAGCCAAGAGUGCUACAAGUGUGGCCAGGUCGGUCACAUUGCCCGCAACUGCUCCCAGGGUGGCGGCUACGGCGGUGCUGCUGGUGGCUUUGGCGGCGGCCGUGGAGGCUAUGGUGGCGGUGCCGGCGGAUACGGAGGUGCUCGCCAGACCACUUGCUACUCAUGCGGUGGUUUCGGUCACAUGAGCCGUGACUGCACCCAGGGCCAGAAGUGCUACAACUGCGGCGAGGUCGGCCAUCUGUCGCGCGACUGCCCCCAGGAGACAUCUUCUGAGCGUGUGUGCUACCGCUGCAAGCAGCCUGGCCACGUCCAGAGCGCCUGCCCCAACUAG